CUAGCGACGGCCAUUUGUAGUGAGGGAGCCUCUCCGCCCCACAUCUCACUGCUGCGGAGCGUCUUCAUAGCAGCGCCUAUGGACUGAGACGGGCGCAAUCUCUCGAAGGCCUGAUCGUGCAGUAUAAAGGUGUGCGUUCAUCGGUUGUUGAAGACAGCGGCGAGUGCGGCAGCGUGUCCCCGAUGGCAGGGUGGAAAGACGGAUCGGUGCAGGAGAAGUAUCGGCUGGUCGUGGUGGGAGGCGGCGGCGUCGGAAAGUCCGCUUUAACUAUCCAAUUCAUCCAGUCCUACUUCGUCACUGAUUACGACCCCACGAUCGAAGACUCCUACACCAAGCAGUGUGUGAUUGACGAGAGAGCGGCCCGCCUGGACAUCCUGGACACGGCGGGGCAGGAAGAGUUCGGAGCCAUGAGAGAGCAGUACAUGCGGACGGGAGAGGGCUUCCUGCUGGUGUUCUCCGUCACAGACAGGGGAAGCUUUGAGGAAAUUUAUAAAUUCCAGAGGCAGAUCCUCAGAGUAAAAGACCGCGACGAGUUUCCCAUGAUCCUCGUGGGCAACAAGGCCGACCUGGAGCUGCAGAGGCAGGUGACUCAGGAGGAAGGUCAGCAACUGGCCAGGCAGCUCAAAGUCACGUAUAUGGAGGCCUCUGCUAAGAUCCGAAUGAACGUGGACCAAGCUUUUCAUGAGCUGGUUAGAGUAAUAAGGAAGUUCCAGGAACAGGAAUGCCCGCCUUCGCCAGAACCUACCCGCAAAGAAAAGGACAACAGCGGCUGCCACUGCGUGAUUGUCUGACUGGGCACAUGCUCUACCCCGCCCACAUCCCCUGC
Molecule: messenger RNA, 826 nt
Organism: Brienomyrus brachyistius
Lineage: Eukaryota; Metazoa; Chordata; Actinopteri; Osteoglossiformes; Mormyridae
Product: ras-related protein R-Ras2-like
Exons: 7
Coding region: 183-791 (202 amino acids)
Biological process (GO): signal transduction
Cellular component (GO): plasma membrane
Molecular function (GO): GTPase activity; GTP binding; GDP binding
Source: RefSeq, a predicted model, not a curated record